Stegastes partitus (bicolor damselfish) is the source of this 2281-nucleotide messenger RNA. Lineage: Eukaryota; Metazoa; Chordata; Actinopteri; Pomacentridae. The record is from RefSeq and is a predicted model, not a curated record.
AACAUUUUGAUGUCCAGAGUUUGAUUUUGAAAGCAAAUGUGCAUAUUUUUCUUGAUCCCAGUCUCUCAAUUCUUUGAGAUAUUGUGAUUUAGGACCAUCUAGUGAGGUGAAAGACUCACGUAUUUUACACCCUUUUUGUGUGAACAUUUUCUCAAAUGUUUCAGAAUAUUUAGACAAACAGUUGCUCCUCUGUCACGCAGCUCUUGUUUGGUUUUGGUUUUGUUUUUUAAAGAAUGGGAGACUGAGGUUCAAAGGGGGAAAAAGUGACUCUUCUACCAGUUUAUAAAGAUGUUCUGAGCCUGCUCAUUUCUCACUCUUCGUCUUGUCACCUGCGAGGACGCCUGUGAGGAAGACCUCGGCACUUAAGAUCCUCCAGGUGACUGUUUCAGUCAUUGCAUGAGUGCACAACCCUGACGCAUCUGCAGAGGACCAGACUGCGGCGAUGGAAAGUAUCUCAAACGAAAGUGACAUUUGGCAAUUUAACGAAUCCUGGAGGAACUCAAGUCUCAUCAACGGCACCGGUGCUUUGAACCAGACGAAUCCUCUGAAGCGGAAUGAAGAAGUGGCGAAGGUGGAGGUCACUGUGCUCGCCCUGGUGCUGUUUCUGGCGCUGACGGGGAACCUGUGCGUCCUGCUGGCCAUCCACACCGCCAAACACAGCCAGUCCCGUAUGUAUUACUUCAUGAAGCACCUGAGCGUCGCAGAUCUGGUGGUGGCAAUAUUCCAAGUUCUCCCUCAACUUAUCUGGGACAUCACAUUUCGGUUCUAUGGACCGGACAUUUUGUGCAGGUUGGUGAAAUACCUGCAGGUCGUUGGGAUGUUCGCCUCCACUUACAUGUUAGUUUUGAUGUCCGUAGACAGGUGUUUGGCGAUUUGUCAGCCUCUCCGUUCUUUGCACAGGAGAAAAGACCGUUUCUAUGUCAUUAUUUCCUGGAUCCUCAGUCUGCUCUUCAGUGUCCCCCAGAUGUUCAUCUUCUCCCUGAGGGAGGUCGGCUCGGCCGGAUCAGGAGUGUACGACUGCUGGGGUGACUUUGUGAAACCUUGGGGAGCCAAAGCUUAUAUCACAUGGAUCAGCCUCACCAUAUACAUCAUUCCAGUGGCCAUACUGAGCAUUUGUUACGGAUUGAUAAGCUUCAAAAUAUGGCAAAACUUUAAAAUGAAAACCAGGCGGGAGCAGUGUAUCAGCCUGACGCCCAAAACCUCCAAAAGCAACACGCUGGCCCGAGUGAGCAGUGUGAAGCUCAUCUCCAAGGCGAAGAUAACUACUGUGAAAAUGACUUUUGUGAUCGUCGUGGCUUAUAUCGUCUGUUGGACCCCAUUUUUCUCCGUUCAGAUGUGGUCUGCGUGGGAUCCAGCAGCACCCCGUGAGGCCAUGCCCUUCAUAAUCUCCAUGCUGCUGGCCAGCCUCAACAGCUGCUGUAACCCUUGGAUCUACAUGUGUUUCGCCGGGCAUCUGUUCCAGGAUCUUAGGCAGAACUUUCUGUGCUGCUCUGCUCGCUACCUCAAGUCAUCCCAGUGCCGCUGUGAGCGUGACUUUGACUCCAGCCACAAGAGCAACUCCUCAACCUUCGCCAUCAAGAGCACGAGUAGCCAGAGGAGCAUCACACAGACUUCCACCACGUAAGCGCCUCCCUUCCCUCCCUCACGCUGCUCACCCAGCCUUCGCUAUAAAAGCCCAUAAAAUAUCCAGCAGUCCCUCUAAUACCUCUGGCCCUGAGGCUUGAUGUUCAAGCCGAGAGGGGUGGGGGGAAAUAUGAAACGUCUUAAUUCUUUUCUUUCAGCGUAAAGCGAAAAUGGAAUUGUUAAAUAGAAGAAUAUUCUACAGAGCAUUAUUAAGGGGUGAUAUGUUGUGAAAUAAAAGUCAUGAGAUAAUCAUGGACCAAGCUGAGUAAUCAACUGAAUCUUUUUUGUAUGUUUAUUUUUACACUUUUGUUGUUUUAGAUGUACAGUAUAUGUUUAUGUGUUUCCAGUGCAGAAAAUGCAAAUGAAAUGAAAAGAGAAUAUUUGAAGAAUUUCUCAGCACUAUCAGCCUUGGCCAACCACGCUAUUAAUUCAGUUAUUGCCACCAGCAAAGCUUCGUUGUCUGUAUUAUGGUGAAAUUGUUCCUAUGUUAUAUAUAUUGUGUGCCAUAUUGUUCACUUUAUAAUAUUUGCAGUGGAUUGCAUACAUGUAAACUGUUACUUGAGCUCUUGUUAGAUGUGAGAUGUCAUGGCUGUCACUGGUAAAGAUUUAACAAAAGAUGGGAAAAAAAUGAAUAAAGAAUGAAAGCAACAAAAAAAAA